Molecule: messenger RNA, 668 nt
Organism: Camelina sativa (false flax)
Lineage: Eukaryota; Viridiplantae; Streptophyta; Magnoliopsida; Brassicales; Brassicaceae
Molecular function (GO): phenylpyruvate tautomerase activity
Source: RefSeq, a predicted model, not a curated record
ACCAUUUUAUGCUCUCUUACCGUUAUCUCAACUUCCAUAUCUGAAAGCCACUGGUUUUGAUUUGUCGGAAGAAGGAGAAGAGAAAGAACCAAAGAUGCCCACUUUGAAUCUCUUUACAAACAUACCAGUCGACGCCGUCACUUGCUCCGACAUUCUCAAGGACGCUACUAAGGCCGUCGCUAAGAUCAUCGGCAAACCUGAAUCCUAUGUGAUGAUACUGCUUAAUAGUGGAGUGCCCAUUGCGUUUGCUGGUACGGAGGAACCCGCUGCAUAUGGAGAAUUGAUAUCUAUUGGGGGAUUAGGACCAGGUGUUAACGGGAAGCUUAGCGAGACAAUAUCUGAGAUUCUCCAAAUUAAGCUCUCUAUAGAUAGCUCCCGCUUUUAUAUCAAAUUCUACGAUUCCCCGCGACCCUUCUUUGGUUUUAACGGAUCAACAUUCUGAAACAUGGAUUGAGACAGAUGGCAAAGAGGCUAAUUCAACCUUGUAUAAAUAUUUGGGUUAGAAACUGUUUGCUUAUUGAUUUCAAAAACUGUGGAUCUCAUGCUUUUCACUUAUAUAGAUUUUACAUCUCUUAAAGCCAAUGUAAUCCUCAUGUUCAAAUUGUGUUGGGAACUUGUUGUAAGUUUGUAACUUAAUGAUAUGAUAAAUCAUAAUUGUCAUGCUAACA